Didymosphaeria variabile is the source of this 537-nucleotide messenger RNA. RefSeq lists its product as uncharacterized. Lineage: Eukaryota; Fungi; Ascomycota; Dothideomycetes; Pleosporales; Didymosphaeriaceae. Bases 1 to 537 code for a protein of 178 amino acids. The record is from RefSeq and is a predicted model, not a curated record. The transcript has a single exon.
AUGGUUCUAGCGUCUCUCGAUCAGAUGACGGAUUCAGUCUUUCAGAAGGUCACAAAAACCGCCACUGCGAGUGAUGACUCCACAGCUUACACGCCGCCGGAAAUCGACGAGAAGGUCGAACAGCAAACUUCUUCAGUCCCCCAGCCGGACAAGACAUUCAUCCUUCGCGACAAGAAAUCAGGCCAACUUCUCACACUGCUCGACGGUGUUGUGCGUCUUAACCCUGCUGGCACCCUUGGCUCUGCGUAUCACUGGACCUGCCACGAGCGCCACGGCUGGCUUGGGUUUAAAAACAUUGCAGCAGGUACAUUUCUGAGUCACGAUCGUGGAGGCGUGUUGCAAGCCAUGGUCCCACAUCAUGAGGGAUGGGAGUUCUUCUGUGUGAGAAUGAUGCCAGAUGGAGGAUAUGUACUGCUUAUGACACAUUGUGGGAAGCUGUGGCCAGUGCAGAUGAAGCAAGAAGAUGGAUUGCAGAAGCUGUGCAAGGCGGAUGCUCCAGUCAAGGAUGGACUGGUGUGGGAGUUUGUUGAGGUUUAG